Molecule: messenger RNA, 3258 nt
Organism: Fragaria vesca subsp. vesca
Lineage: Eukaryota; Viridiplantae; Streptophyta; Magnoliopsida; Rosales; Rosaceae
Product: protein-tyrosine-phosphatase MKP1-like
Exons: 2
Coding region: 399-2954 (851 amino acids)
Biological process (GO): protein dephosphorylation
Molecular function (GO): protein tyrosine/serine/threonine phosphatase activity; actin filament binding
Source: RefSeq, a predicted model, not a curated record
CUCACUCUCUUCUUCCUUUCCUAUAUCCUUCAAAGUCUCUCGUACAAAACCCGACAGACCAUCCUGCUUGAUACAGCUUUGUUCAAGUAAGUGACUUUGAUUUCUUUUGCUUUGAACCCAACAACAAAAAAGAACAGUUAUUGCUUUUGGGUUCAGUUUUCUUGUUGCUUGUCUAUGUCUACAUAGGUAGAAUCUAUGAGGUUUUACUGGGUCGUUUUCGUGUUUGAAUUUUCCUUCAUGAUUCUAGAUUGAAUAGUAUAACUAGGAAUAGAGAUGGUCAAGUGCUUUAGGUGAGAAAAAAAUGAGAAAGGAUGGAUUAGCUUGAUGGUUUUCCAUGAAGUAUCCUUUCAUGGGUAGCCAUUAGAAUUUAGAGACUUUAUUUUAGAAAAAAGAGAGAGAUGUUGGGUGAGGAAGAGAAGAGCGGGCUGGCCGGAAAUGCUACCCGGAAAAGCUAUCUCCGGUCGAUGUCAUGGAGUGACCGUUCACCUUCCAAGGCUAAUAAUCCUUAUCCAAAGCCGCAGCUGAAUAAUAAAGCAAGGUCUUGCUUACCUCCACUGCAGCCUCUUUCAAUUGCCAAGUGUAGUGUUAAGGAGUGGCCUAAGGCAGGUUCUGAUGAUCUUGGUGUCUGGCCUCAGCCCCAAACUCCUAGAGGGUCUGCUGCUAAAGCGUUUCCGGGUUCGAAUUCGGAACAGGGUGGGAGAGAGUUUGAGUUUAAGAAAGAUAAGCUUGCUUUUUUUGAUAAGGAGUGCUCUAGGAUUGCGGAGCAUAUAUACUUGGGGAGUGAUGCUGUGGCUAAGAACCGGGAGGUUUUGAGGAAGAAUGGGAUCACACAUGUGCUUAACUGUGUAGGGUUUGUGUCUCCUGAGUAUUUCAAGAAUGAUCUUGUGUACAAGACUCUCUGGUUGAAGGAUAGCCCCUCGGAGGACAUUACAAGCAUUUUGUAUGAUGUGUUUGAUUAUUUUGAAGAUGUGAGGAAGCAGAAUGGGAGGGUUUUUGUGCAUUGUUGUCAGGGAGUGUCGCGGUCGACCUCUUUGGUGAUUGCAUACCUUAUGUGGAGGGAGGGCCAGAGCUUUCAAGAUGCAUUUCAGUAUGUCAAGGCUGCAAGAGGGGUGACUAACCCCAAUAUGGGGUUUGCUUGUCAACUUCUGCAGUGCCAGAAGCGGGUUCAUGCUGUGCCUGCAAGCCCGAGUUCCGUGUUAAGGAUGUACAGGAUGGCCCCGCAUUCGUCGUAUGAUCCUCUUCAUCUGGUGCCGAAGAUGUUAAACCAUCCAGGUGCACAAGGACUCGACUCUCGUGGUGCUUUUGUUGUCCAUGUUCCAUCUGCUAUAUAUGUGUGGAUUGGAAAGGAUUGCAACACAAAGAUGUCAGAUAAUGCAAGAGCAGCUGCCCUUCAAGUCAUCCAGUAUGAGAGGGCAAAAGGUCCAAUCGUGGAUAUCAACGAAGGCAAGGAGCCAUUAGAAUUUUGGGAUGCUAUUUCCAGCGGGCUUUCAGAAGAGGAUUGCAGCAAGGGAGAUGUCAAAAAGGAUGGAACUUUUUCUUCUGGAGGCGAUAAGGUUGCUGCAGUGACUUGUAUUCCAGUGGGUGAAAGGAAGGUUGGUGACUAUGAUUUGGAUUUCGAAAUUUUCCAAAAGGCACUUGCUGGUGGGGUUGUUCCACCAUUUUCAGUAUCAAAUACUGAGUCUGAAACUUGCCUUCCUGCUAGAGAAAAUGGAUGGGGCAGAUUGCGGCAAAAGUUUGCUAGCGGAAUUAUGAAGGAUUUGGUCACAUCUUCUGAGGUGAACUGUGGCUCUACCCUGUCCAGUGAUGGACCUGAUAUGGUUGUGGAAGCUAACAAGGAAGCAGAAAACCCUGUUUCUUUGAUUGAGCCUUCAUCACCAUUGUCAGCGUCAAGCCACUUUUGUGGUUCACCAGAUUCCUUUGAAUGUUUUCCAAUUAGUAGCCCAGAUAAGAUAAGAGAUACUUUUAGGGAAGUAGGACGCUCUGUUGCUCUUACCAAUCCAUUAUCAUUUCCAACAGCUGACUGUGGGUCACCAGAUUCUUGUUCUUGGUUUCCUGAUAAUAAUCUUAAGUUUAGCUCAAAAUCCCCAACACUCUCCCCUUCAACCUCUGAAUACUCUAGUUCAUCAUUUACAUUUUCACCCUCAUCUUCUAAUUGGUCGGACUUGUCAUGCUUGUCUUCUCAACAGCCUUCACCUUCAGGCUUGGAUUCUGCAGAUCCAUUAUGUAUUAAGCAUAGUUCCUUAGCUGACAGCUCACGGUUACUUUUCAAAGAAUCUGUCUCUUCACCUAGAGAGGCAUUUUCAGCUAAUUGCACUUUGCAAGUGACAAAUACAUGUUUGACAUGUAAAGGGAUUUCCCCUUCUAUUGCAGAACGUAGAGGGAGUAAACCUCCACCUCUAAUGUUACCCUCAGUUGAGGAAUCACCUAAAGUUUCGAGGAAUUUGGUACGAUCAUGGUCGUUUUCUUUACCUGACUUGGAUGAUGAUCUGAUGGACACUGAUUGCAACCAAACCGAAAAUGUGAGCAACAGAGAAGAGCUAAUGUUGGAUGUUGACAUUAUCAACCCUGAAAGUGAAUUACAAUCUGAAACGACCGGGGAAGCUGCAGAGGUGAUUAACCCCGUUUUGUACCAGUGGCCUUCUUUGAAUAAAGUGGUGAUGCACCAGUCUGGCAAACUUCAUUCUAGAUCAGCAUAUCUUUUGCUAGCUCCAGAUGCGACUGUGGGUGCAAAUAAACCUGGUGUAUUAUUUGUCUGGUUGGGACGUGGUAUUUUGCAUGAGAAAGGGCAAAAUGCAACAUUUCAGGAUAGCCAUCUUCACUGGGAAACCAUAGGACACUGCUUCCUUGAGCAUAUGGGUUUACCUACGAGUGCCCCUGUACAGAUAGUAAGAGAAGGGGAGGAGCCAGAAGAGUUCCUGAUCCAUCUCAGCUGUAAAUCAAUACAGAACACAUAAAUAAACAGACAUGAAUAAGACAGAACUAGAAGGAUCAGAGUUUUACGAAGGAUUUUGGUUCAUGAUCUUUCAAGCAUAUUGGAACGGCCGGGUGGAUCAGUUGCAGAUUGAAAAGUUGGGUUGGCAUCCAAGGCAGUGCAAAGUGUUUCAUAUCUGCUUGUGUGAUGUAUGGAGGGGUUCAGAAAAUAUGUACAGAAGAUAUGUCUGCUCUAUGCAGAUAGGAUUUUAUCAGUAAAGUUUUGUUAUCUUGGCAAACAGACAGUUCAAAUAAUUGUAUCUAGUAUAUAUAAGUUACCUCGUCCAA